CGGGCAGCUGCACCGAGCCCAGGCGAGGCGGCGGCGGCGAUGGCCAUGGCCGGGGCGCUGGCAGGUCUGGUCGCGGGCUUGCAGGGCCCGCGGCUCGUCCCCAGCCCGGAUUCAGACUCGGACACAGACUCAGAGGACCCGAGUACCCGUCGCAGCGCGGGCGGCCUGCUUCGCUCGCAGGUCAUCCACAGCGGUCACUUCAUGGUGUCGUCCCCGCACAGCGACUCCCUGACUCGGCGGCGCGACCAGGAGGGGCCCUUGGGGCUCGCUGACUUCGGGCCGCGCAGCAUCGACCCCACACUCACCCGCCUCUUCGAGUGCAUGAGCCUGGCCUACAGCGGCAAGCUGGUUUCUCCCAAGUGGAAGAAUUUCAAAGGCCUCAAGCUGCUGUGCCGGGACAAGAUCCGCCUCAACAACGCCAUCUGGAGGGCCUGGUAUAUCCAGUAUGUGGAGCGGAGGAAGAGCCCCGUGUGUGGCUUCGUGACCCCCCUGCAGGGGCCUGAGGCUGAUGAGCAUCGGAAACCCGAGGCCGUCAUCUUGGAGGGGAAUUACUGGAAGCGGCGCAUCGAGGUGGUGAUGCGCGAAUACCACAAGUGGCGCAUCUACUACAAGAAGCGGCUCCGCAAGUCCAGCAGGGAAGGGGAUCUCCUGGCCCCAAAGCAGGCGGAAGGGGGGUGGCAGCCACCGGAGCGAUGGUGCGAGCAGCUCUUCACCAGCGUGGUGCCUGUGCUGCUGGGGGGCCCAGAGGAGGAGCCCGGCGGGCGGCAGCUUCUGGAUCUCGAUUGCUUUCUGUCCGACAUCUCCGACACACUCUUCACCACGACUCAGCCCAGCCCCACACCCCUGCAGCUGCCCCCGGAGGACGCCUAUGUCGGCAAUGCUGACAUGAUCCAGCCUGACCUGACGCCCUUGCAGCCCAGCCUGGAUGACUUCAUGGAGAUCUCAGAUUUCUUCACCAACUACCGCCCCCCACAGACGCCUACACCUUCAAACUUCCCUGAGCCCCCCAGCUUCGGCCCCAUGGCUGAUCCCGUCCUUAGCAGUGGGGUCCUGGGCUCCGAGUUGCCCCCCGCCUCUCUGGGCAUGACCCAGCUCUCAGGGCAUAACCGCCUGCAGGCUCGGAGCAGCUGCCCUGGCCCCCUGGACUCCAGUGCCUUCCUGAGCUCUGAUUUCCUCCUUGCUGAAGACCCCAAGCCCAAGCUCCCACCCCAAGCCCAAGCUCCUGCAGCCCCACCCCUCAUCCAAUACCCCAGCCCUACCAAGGGGCUCGGCCUGGAGCCCUGCCCCCCACCCCCCUUCCCUCCCAUGGUGCCCCCACCGGCUAUGCUCCAGGAAGAGCCUCUCUUCUCUCCCAGAUUCUCUUUCCCGACUAUCCCUCCUGCCCUGGGAGUGUCCCCACUGUCUACGCCCACAGCCUUCCCGGCCACUGCACAGCCGGGCCCAGGCCCUACCCCCGCCCCCCUUCCCAUAGACCUUCAACGCCUGGGGUAUUCGGAGCCCCCCUUUGGGCCUCACUUCACGGUGCCCCAAAGUGCACGGCCCAGAGGCAAGCCCCCCACCCUGUCCCCUAGGGGGCGGAAGCCCAGUGCCCCCACCUUGGCCCCUGCCACUGCCAGCCCCACUGCCACUGCCGGGGGCAACAACCCCUGCCUCACACAGCUGCUCACAGCAGCCAAGCCUGAGCAACCGCUGGAACCGCCACUUGCGUCUGGCCCCCUCCUUCGGUCCCCAGGGUCCCCGCAGGAGACAGUCCCUGACUUCCCUUGCACCUUCUUCCCACCAACUCCGGCCCCGACACCACCCCGGCCACCUCCGGGCCCGGCCACCCUGGCCCCUCCCAGACCCCUGAUUGUCCCCAAAGUGGAGCGGCUCUCACCCCCAGCACCCAGCGGUAAAGAGGGUUUGCCGGGAUCGGGGAGCUCUAUGGGAUGGAGGGAGAGAAAGGAAGAAGGGGGGACCAGGGCCAGGGCCAGGAUGAGAGGGACAGGGCAAUGGGACCCUGUCCCCUGUGUCGGUCUGUCUGUGGGUCUGUCUGUCCCUGGCACAGGUGGUGAGCGGCGGCUGUCUGGGGAGCUCAACUUGGCGCCGGGCCCAGGGACUCUGAGCAUCCACAUCUCUCCCUCUCAACCCAUCCCAGGCCGGGGCCGGUCAGACAAGACCGAAAACCGGCGCAUCACACACAUCUCGGCGGAGCAGAAGCGGCGCUUCAACAUCAAACUGGGGUUUGACACGCUGCACGGGCUGGUGAGCACCCUCAGCACCCAGCCCAACCUCAAGAUGAGCAAGGCCACCACACUGCAGAAGACGGCUGAGUACAUCACCAUGCUGCAGCAGGAGCGCGCGGCCAAGCAGGAGGAGGCUCAGCAGCUCCGGGACCAGAUCGAGGAACUCAACGCCGCCAUCAACUGUUCUGAACUCCCUACGCCAGCUGAGUACAUCCACCAGUAUCCUGACGGACCCGGACUGUAUACCCGAGCAAGCCACACGGGCAGUCACAGAGGGCACCCUUGGCAAACCUUUAUAGUGCUGGCCAGACCCUGCUGCUCACUCAGCUGCCCAGGGCCGCCUCCUGCCCCAGGCCCUGGCUGUCAAAGAGGGUUUUUUCUGACCUCCCAGAAGCCAGGAAGAACUGAGUUCCAGCCCCUGCUCCACAGGCAACCAACACUGUGCCCCGGGGGAGCACAGUGCCCUGGGGGAGGCUCAUCCUUCCUCUUUGGACCUCCGUUUUCCAGGCUGCAAUAUGGGGAAGGGCAGGCUUCCACUAGAAGAUGAUCCCAAGGCCUUAGCAGCUGUGGUGCUUGGGGACCUAAACCGUCGACUCAGGGAGUUUGAAGGAGAAAAGAGGGGCGCUCCCAUUCCCCGUCACUCCCACCUGCUCCCCCACAGGUGGGGGACAGGCCCCUGUUUCUGGGCAGGGAAGCCAGAAAGGAGGUUCCUUCUCUCUGCUCCUCCACUGGUAGCCUGGAGGGGCUGUGGCCAGGUGUCCCUGGGUGAGGCCAGGAGAGAGCAGGGCAGGGGGAGGCCAACCCAGGGCAGGCAUCUGGGGGGGUGUAUGUGUGUGGACACGUGUGUGCGGAUUUUGUAAAGCAUUCUUGACCAAUAAAAACAAAAACAGUC
Messenger RNA from Phacochoerus africanus (Common warthog), 3117 nucleotides. RefSeq names its product MLX interacting protein like (gene MLXIPL). Bases 40 to 2772 code for a protein of 910 amino acids. Gene Ontology annotation, molecular function: RNA polymerase II cis-regulatory region sequence-specific DNA binding; DNA-binding transcription factor activity, RNA polymerase II-specific; protein dimerization activity. The transcript has 14 exons. Gene Ontology annotation, biological process: regulation of transcription by RNA polymerase II. The record is from RefSeq and is a predicted model, not a curated record. Lineage: Eukaryota; Metazoa; Chordata; Mammalia; Artiodactyla; Suidae. Gene Ontology annotation, cellular component: nucleus.